Stegodyphus dumicola is the source of this 1232-nucleotide messenger RNA. RefSeq lists its product as uncharacterized. NCBI's taxonomy places the organism in Eukaryota, Metazoa, Arthropoda, Arachnida, Araneae, Eresidae. The record is from RefSeq and is a predicted model, not a curated record.
UGAAAAUCCGGAUGUAAAAUUAUAUUUAAGCAGCUAACCCUUUACUGAUGCUUCACUUGGAAAAAUAAAAACAUCUUUUGCAUUCGAUCAAAGAACCUUUAGUAGUCCAAAAUGAAAACUAUUAUUCUUUUUGUGUUCUUCUCUUGUGGCCUGGCGGUGGUUUCUGCCGUGGCUUGCUCCGACCAAUCGAGCUGUGCGCCAGGGCAGUGCUGUGCUGGAGUCCCAUUCUGGGGUGGUGCAUGCCGCGCUAUGACACCUUUAGGCCAAAAGUGCAAAGUGACGGACGUGAUACUCCCGAUGUUUGGUGACUUCUACAUUGGUUCCUGUCCUUGCUCUGAAGGUUUAGUUUGUGUCCAAUCAGGAAAGAAGAAGAAUAGCGGUACUUGCCAGUUGCCUCCAACUACUCCUGCUCCUACUCCUGCCCCUGCCGAUGAUUCCGGCUCAGCUGAAGGGGGAUCUAACAAUUCUGCCUCAGGUGGAAGUUCCGAAAGUGGCACUGGCUCUGCAGAAAAACCUGCAGAAGUAUCAGAUGGAUCUUCUUCAGCUGACAAACCUGGGUCAGAUGCUUCGAAUCCAGCAGGCAGUUCUGAGGGUUCUUCGUCAUCAGCUGAAAAGCCCGGCUCAGCUUCAGGAGAAGGCUCAGACACUUCUGACGCUGCUUCUCAGUCGGCCGAAAAACCUGCAGAUUCAGGAGCUUCUUCAGCUGAAAAGCAAGAAGGCUCAGAUGCUUCAUCCUCAGUAGAAAAACCAGCAGGUUCAGGUAGUCCCUCGGCUGAACUGUCCCAAGGCUCUUCUUCAGAAGAACAGCCUCAAAGCACUGCCUCAGAUGAACAGUCUCAAGCCCUUCCCGAACAAUCUCGGAUUCCAACAACUUCAGCUCAAGAUUCUGAAUCUCCCGCUGCGAAAGGAAAUCCAGCGGCUUUUGAUUACGAACAAUACUUAAAUAAAGCCUAAAUUUUAAAAUAUUGGAUCUAGGGCAAACUGUUACUGGACCAGAUCUUGCUGAUUGUAUCAAAUGUUCCAUAGGGGUUCUUUUAGUGAGAGCUUAGAGGAUGUUUCGGUGAAUGGACUUGACAAACUAAAGAUUUUGUGCUCGAGAUUCCUGAAGGGCAUUUUGUAAUGCAGUUCAAUGCAUAUUAUUACAUACAUAAAUUACACAUAGACAUAUAUAUUGUAGAGAUGUUUUUAAGUCUGUUGUAAGCGAAUAAAUAUGAUAUUUUUUGUUUGCAUAA